AUGGCGUUUAGGCUGUUCCUUUCAUUUGCUCUUCUUACUUUCAACACAGGGUUCAGUGCUGAGAUCUCUGUAUUUGUGCAGACAGAAGCUUCUGUUAAACUGGAUAUACAGACACAACAACUAUCAGAGUUUGAUCUUUUUUACUGGAUGAAUAAUAAAUCUGAAGAAAUAGUUAGAUAUAUAAAUGGAACUAAACAAGUAAGAUUUCAUACUUUCUUUGAGAACAGAUUGGAUUUCAGUGCUAAAACCUUCUCUCUAACACUGAAGAGCAUGCAGAAGACAGACAGUGGACUCUACACAGCAAGAGCAAGUGCAGAUUCAGACAUAAAUAUUGUUACAUACAGAGUAUCUGUUAUAGAUGCAGUGAAAACUCCAGUACUGAUUGUAAAUUCAAACCGGUCCAGCCCUGACUCCUGUAGCUUUACAUGUAAUGGAAGUAAUAGUAUCAUCAGCUCUAUUUAUAAUAGUAGCAGCUGUUCUCGAGAGGAAGUGACAUCAUCUGAUAAUCACACUCUAAGACUGAGCUGCAGUGGUGACUCCAUCAUAUGUAACUACAGCAACCCAGUGAGCUGGAAGACUGACACAGAGACGGUUAAUGAACUCUGCACUGUUAAUCAAGAUACUUCUCCCUUCAGAUGA
Sinocyclocheilus anshuiensis is the source of this 639-nucleotide messenger RNA. RefSeq lists its product as uncharacterized. The record is from RefSeq and is a predicted model, not a curated record. The transcript is spliced from 3 exons. Gene Ontology annotation, cellular component: membrane. NCBI's taxonomy places the organism in Eukaryota, Metazoa, Chordata, Actinopteri, Cypriniformes, Cyprinidae. Bases 1 to 639 code for a protein of 212 amino acids.